AUGACAUCAAACCUUCUCAAACUAAACCAAGAAAAGACCGAGCUAAUAAUCUUCACCACAAAGCAACACCAGAAGUAUCUGCCAACAUUACAACUAAAAGUUGGUGAUAAUAUCAUUGAAAGCGUGCCAUGUGUAAAAAAUCUAGGUGCAUUUUUCGAUCAACUCCUUACUAUGGAAAAACAGGUAUCCUCGGUCGUCAAGUCAUGCAAUUUCCAAAUAAGCAAUAUUGGACGAAUACGGCGCUUUCUUACAAAAGAAGCCUGCAAGACCAUGGUGAAUGUCGUUAUCACUGCCAGACUGGACUAUGGGAACUGCCUUCUAUAUGGAGUAUCAAAGGCCUUACUAGACCGGAUUCAAAAAGUCCAGAACAUGGCAGCUCGUUUAGUUACAGGAUAA
Molecule: messenger RNA, 396 nt
Organism: Saccostrea cuccullata (small rock oyster)
Lineage: Eukaryota; Metazoa; Mollusca; Bivalvia; Ostreida; Ostreidae
Exons: 1
Coding region: 1-396 (131 amino acids)
Source: RefSeq, a predicted model, not a curated record